This is a messenger RNA of Paraglomus brasilianum, 807 nucleotides long. Lineage: Eukaryota; Fungi; Glomeromycota; Glomeromycetes; Paraglomerales; Paraglomeraceae. The record is from the annotation of a GenBank genome assembly.
AUGUUUAGGAAUUUAAAACAGCCUGUUCAGAAUAAAGAAAGACCCCGGAAAAGGAACAGUUUGAAUCAGGAAAGAGAGAACGAGGCAAGCAGUUACGAUACAAUUAACUGCCAAACACAAUUUCUUAUAAAAGAUUGGAGGCUGGUGAUUGAACUAAAAGGCACGACGGCAUAUCAAUUUCCGUUGACUAGCGAAGAAAUCCAACACUUGACUCAACAUUACGUUUAUCCAGAAGAUGACUUUUCGCCAGCAUCAGCUGACGUUUUGAAAGGUGCGUUUUACAAUCAAGAACUACGCAGGCCACUUACUAAAGCAGAAGAACAGGAAUUAAAUUAUUAUAAUGAACAAUUAAACAAAUGGCAAAAGUCAUUCGCCAAAUUAUACGACAAACUACGCGAAGGAUCGUGUCCUUAUUUCUACUUUAUGAGUUCCGAUGUGACGGCAAUUUUUCUAUCGCCCAAGGCAAGUGCGAAUGGAGAGUUUGGGGCAAUUGUCCAUCGCGUACUGCCGGAACUUCGCAAGACACUUGAAGGAGCGAAAGUGACUUUGACAGCUUGUUCAUCGAUGGAGGAACAGACAAUAACGAAGAAACUCAAAAUAAGUACACGUGAUAAAUUGGUGCAGAGUAAACUGAAUCAAGUUCUCAUGGUCAAAGGUGGGACUGACUUGGAGAGAAUAUACAAAUGUUUGUUCGAAUGGAGGAUGAAGAGUUAUGAGAAACGAGCACAAGCAUUACCCGUUCUUCGAGCACCAGUUGGAUUUGAUCGAUCUGCUACGACAGAAGCUGUAGUCGAGGUUCGUGUAUGA